AUGACGGCGGUGUGGAAAGAAAAGUUAUUAGCUAUGGUGCGCACACCCACACCCCACACGCGAACCGGGUCCAAUGGAAUGACUCCGUUUCGAUCUACACCAGGCCCAAGCCCAGUCUCUCCAUCGCCUCACACACCGUCAAACACGGUGGUGUCUCCGGCCUUGUCUAUUCAAAGCUCAGAAUUGCCAGAAAACCCAAUUGGCCUGUCCCCUCCGGCGCCAGCCACGACAUGCUUAACUACCAAGGCAAUUAGCACCACCACCACUGCCACCACCUCGACUGGAAAUUGCAACAAUGGUAGUAGUGUAUUCGCACCUUCCUCCGCUUCAGCGUUGAUGACACAGCCACCCCAAGCAUCGUCACCAUUCUCAUUUACCAAUCAAGUAUCCACAUUGGGCCGCCUGGAUGGCUCUACCACAACCUCCUCCAUUAAUGAACCCACAUCACUUUCGCCUUCUCCUUCUGCCCAUCAGCAGACAGCAGCAGCCUAG
Messenger RNA from Malus domestica (apple), 492 nucleotides. Its product is annotated as cell wall protein SED1-like. Lineage: Eukaryota; Viridiplantae; Streptophyta; Magnoliopsida; Rosales; Rosaceae. The record is from RefSeq and is a predicted model, not a curated record.